UCACAGGAAGUGUGUUGUUUGAACCUUGUUCAUCUCUGGCCCUGAAGUGAAACAGGCUGUUGUUUUCUCAGAUAGGCGCUAUGGCCAACCAGCUGUUUGUCAUUCUGCUCUUCACUUUUCUGUCAAGAUUCGUGGAGGCAGAAAGAAAUGUAUUCUUAAGGGACAAAACUGCCAACAAGUUUUUGAGUAGAACAAGGCGGGCCAAUUCACCAUUUGAGGAGUUCAAGAAAGGAAAUAUUGAAAGAGAGUGUUAUGAGGAGAGGUGCUCAAAAGAAGAAGCCAGAGAGGCCUUUGAAAAUCAAGAGAAAACGGAGGAAUUCUGGAAUAUAUAUUCUGAUGGGAACCAAUGUGAGCCUAACCCGUGCCAUUAUGGUGGAACGUGCAAAGAUGGAAUCGGUAAAUACACCUGCAUGUGUUUAGAUGGUUAUCAUGGCUCCAAAUGUGAAUCAGUCAUCCAAAAGUAUUGCAAACUAAACAAUGGUGGUUGUCAACACUUCUGCACUCUUGUGGAAAACACUGUUGUGUGUUCUUGUGCUGAUGGAUAUAUUCUGGGGGAAGAUGGAAAUUCUUGUGUUGCUACAGGAAGUUUUCCCUGUGGUCACAUUUCAGUGAAAAAGGAAAGACCAAAGAAAAAGAGGGAAGCAAGUUCCUUUGGAGAUACAAUGGAUGCUUCCCUUGAUUAUGACACAGAACUGACUUAUGAUGAUUCAUUGGGUGACCAAAAUUUCACCACUCAUAGCCCUUCCCUACACUCUGAGGAUAAAGCCUUGCUCAACAGUACACAGAAUAACUCAAACUCAAAAACAGAGUUUGAACCUGAUGUGCGAAUAGUUGGCGGACAGGAUUGUAAGCCAGGUGAAUGUCCAUGGCAGGCACUUUUAAUAAAUGAAGAUGGUGAUGGGUUUUGCGGAGGAACAGUUCUGAAUCAGUUUUUUGUGCUUACUGCAGCUCAUUGUAUAAAUCAGACAAAAUUAAUUAAAGUUAUUUUAGGGGAAGUGGACACAGCUGCAAGAGAACGAACUGGAACUCUUUACACUGUGGAAAAAAUAUUAGUGCAUCACAGAUUUGUGCUGAAAACAUAUGACUAUGAUAUAGCCCUCAUUAAGCUGAAGAGACCUAUCCAGUUUUCGGAAAAUGUUACAGCUGCGUGCCUUCCCACGAUGGACUUUGCAAAUCAAAUCCUUAUGGCUCAAGAGAAAGGCACUGUUAGUGGUUUUGGGCGCAUCCAUGAAAAAGGUCGCCAGUCUGCCAGGCUUCAAGUUGUUGACCUACCUUAUGUUGACAGGAAUACCUGCAAGCUGUCAAGCAAUUUUCCAAUCACUGAAAAUAUGUUCUGUGCUGGCUAUCAUACAGCUACGCAAGAUGCAUGUCAGGGGGACAGUGGGGGACCUCAUGUGACUAAAUAUAGGGGUACUUAUUUUGUUACUGGCAUAGUGAGUUGGGGAGAAGGGUGUGCAAGAACAGGAAAAUAUGGGGUUUAUACAAAAGUGUCAAAAUUCAUAAUUUGGAUCAAGAGAAUUAUGGCUCGAACCAUGCAAAACAGUGUUGCAUAAGUUUGCCUCUUCUCUUGCUGUAGCUGAACUCCCACAUUUAUACAGGAAGGUUUUCUCAUUUAUUUAUUUCAUCUCUUACAUCUUGUGUGUCACCUGUUUUAAUCAAUUCUUAAACUCCUUUGGCUGAAUUGGAUCACAAUGAAAGAUGACACAGUAUCAUUUCUGAAAUGAUUGGAUGGGGAUAGUGUUCAACCAUUAAUAAAGAGAUCCUUUUUAAAAAGGAUAUUAUCACAACUGAAGCAAGCAUUUUGAGUUUAUAAGAUGUGCUUGAAAACUUUAGAACAUUUUGAUUUGUUUGUUCAGCUACAGGCUGUUAAAAAUACCCAUAUUUAAAUGAGCACUUAGAUGAACAUCUGCAAAUGUUUACAAUUAUAAAUUCGCUGGUCCAGUAUUUCAAUUUGGUAUUUAUAAUUAAUGAUUCAAUUAUUUUUUAAAAAAACCUUUAGUUUACAGGCCUCUAAUUUGCAACUUUAUGUUCCAUGCCAUUGUUCUUACUUACAUUAAUAUUUUACGGCACAAUCAGCCACUGUUCAGCAUGCUCUGAUUUGACUGGAUUAAAUGGGAGAAUUAAGCCCAUGUUUAACUCUGGCUUUUCUGCUGUAAUGAAUAGGAAUUAAAAGUAAUAUUGUAUCCCUGAUGAAUCACCUGCCAGUGAGGGAAUCUAGGAUCACCCACCUGUCAAUGAGUUAAAAUAAAAAAAUGGAAGGUUCACAAAUUAGCAGGCAAAUGUUUUUGAAAAGGAGCAGAGGCUAACUUCUUUGUGGUGCCACUUUGUUCUUUAAAAGAUAGUUCUUGAGCUGAAGGCUCUUAAGAAAAAGGGAGAGAGGAAAAAUGGCCACUAUAGUGUUCGUCACAAUAAAUAUCCCAAACAGUAUCCAAAAUAUCUGACACCCCACUUAGCAUGCAUGGCAGUCCCAGUGACAAAUGGAUGUAUAUUUUGGAAUAGUUGAAAAAUUAUAGCACCCCCACUAGUGGGAUAAAGUAUUGAUAUCCCUGAAGAGGUGGACUGAUGGACCAAAUGGAUAAUAUCUACAUAAGCACAAACCAAACUUGGGCCUGCAAACUCAGUCCCAUUGGAUUCAAUAUAAUUACUCCAAAAAGAAUGACCAUAGGAAUGUAGACUUGAUAUGGAACAAUAGUUCAUCUAGCUUUUAUGUCACAGUCUGUUCAUCAACUGUAGUGGCUGGAUGGUGGGUGAGGCCAUUACAGUGGACUGUUUUGACAUGGCCGACCCUGUGAAUAUGUCAUCAUUUAACCACCUUCUGAUCUGAUGUUUUAAAAAUUUCCUAAGAGAUGUCAGACUGCAGCCUUCAUAUCUCAGAGUGCACACAAGUCACAGGUCCGCAACUUGCUCUCAUGAACAACUAGUUUCAGAAAGGAAUUAAGGUGGUAGACCUAAUUUCGAUCUUCCAAAAAGGCCAGCCAGUUAAAAGAAACAACAGUGACUUAUCACAUGACCACCAUAAGGGUUAUACUACUUGGCUGUCAAUUUAGGGGAAAUCUGGUGAAGUAUACAUAUAUAUUUUACUAUUUAUCUUUUUCAAAUAUUUUCCCUAGUUCCAUAUUCUCAUUUGUUUCAUAUGCAAUAAUAAAACAAUAUGUGAAGUGACUUUUUGGAAAAUACUGUCUUGUUACUUAUCAUCAUUCACAAAUAAUUGAUGAUGAUGAUGAAGUACAGAAUGUUGUGUAAAAAUAAUGUGUUUGUAUGACAAAUCUUCUUUUGUUUUAUUGAGUUUUUCUCAUUCACCACCACUAUCACUCCAGAGACUUUUGAACUGUCUUCUUGUUUUCCUGUCCCAUACCUAAGAUGGUUGGGAUCUCUGCCAAAAUAUGAUAUCAAGCUUACUAAAAUAAAAACUAAAAGUGGUUGUA
This is a messenger RNA of Sphaerodactylus townsendi, 3425 nucleotides long. It is a transcript of the gene F10, whose product is annotated as coagulation factor X. Lineage: Eukaryota; Metazoa; Chordata; Lepidosauria; Squamata; Sphaerodactylidae. The record is from RefSeq and is a predicted model, not a curated record. Gene Ontology annotation, cellular component: extracellular region. Gene Ontology annotation, molecular function: serine-type endopeptidase activity; calcium ion binding. The transcript has 8 exons. The coding region runs from base 81 to 1553 and encodes 490 amino acids. Gene Ontology annotation, biological process: blood coagulation; proteolysis.